This is a messenger RNA of Rhea pennata, 2317 nucleotides long. RefSeq names its product neuropeptide Y receptor Y5 (gene NPY5R). The coding region runs from base 587 to 1918 and encodes 443 amino acids. NCBI's taxonomy places the organism in Eukaryota, Metazoa, Chordata, Aves, Rheiformes, Rheidae. The record is from RefSeq and is a predicted model, not a curated record. The transcript has 3 exons. Gene Ontology annotation, biological process: chemical synaptic transmission; G protein-coupled receptor signaling pathway. Gene Ontology annotation, molecular function: pancreatic polypeptide receptor activity; neuropeptide binding; peptide YY receptor activity. Gene Ontology annotation, cellular component: neuron projection; plasma membrane.
AGUAAAUUAAGCCCCGACCAGGACUGUAGGCGAACGAACGGGCGAGUGCUUCAAUCAGCACCACGGGGAGCCAGACCUAGCCUUUAGGCUAGGAUGCAUCUGCUUGGCCAGCGACAAGUCCCUCCUGCCUCUGCACUCGUGUAGGCUCCGCUGCCACGCAGCCCGGAGGAUGCCGCCUUCAUCCUUUUCGCUCGGCGCGGCAGUCGCUCGGCCUCGCACCCCUUUCCAGUGACGGGUGCCACGCUGCGCUGCCACCUUCGCCCAGGCUCUCCGGCAGCGCUCGGCCUCUCCUCCCUCUCCCGCGGGGACGAUGGAGCCGCUGAGACGCUCCGCGGGGCUCGGGCCCGUCUGAGACCCGGGCAGGGCCGGCCCUAGGAGCCCCGGACCGGGACCGGGACCGGGACCGGGACCAGGGCAGCCGCCGGCGGCCGGCGCGCCCAGAAAGGAAAAAGAAAAGGGAAUCACAAGAUUGUAAACUGUUCACAGCAGUGAAGAUAAUUGUCGUGUGUGGACACUAUUACAGAGACUGAACAUACUAGAUGAUACAGUCACCAAACAGUCAUAAUUGAUUUAAUAGGACGAGAAUAUGGAUUUAGGAUUCAAAGACCGUAACAACAGGACACUUGCCAAGAACACUUCUGCUACUACAAAGAGUUUUUCUGCCUGGGAGGAUUAUAAGAGUAGUGUUGAUGACAUACAGUACUUUCUUAUUGGGCUGUACACAUUUAUAAGUCUGGCCGGCUUUAUGGGAAAUCUGUUUAUACUAAUGGCUUUGAUGAAACGCCAGCAGAAGACAACAGUAAAUAUUCUUAUUGGUAACUUGGCCUUUUCUGACAUCUUGGUUGUGCUGUUUUGUUCACCUUUCACACUGACGUCUGUCCUGCUUGACCAGUGGAUGUUUGGCACUCUUAUGUGCCACGUAAUGCCCUUCCUCCAAUGUGCAUCCGUUCUAGUUUCCACUUUAAUGUUGAUGUCUAUCGCUGUAGUCCGAUACUGUAUGAUAAAACAUCCCCUUUCUAACAAUUUAACAGCAAAACAAGGCUAUAUCUUAAUAGCAAACAUUUGGGCCCUUGGCUGUGCCAUUUGCUCCCCUCUGCCAAUUUUCCACAAAGUUGUAGAUCUCAGUGAAACUCUGAAUUUAGAGGCACUAGCAGGCAGGUUUUUGUGCAUUGAGUCAUGGCCUUCUGAUUCCUACAGAAUUGCCUUCACAAUAGCCUUGUUAUUCAUGCAAUAUAUAUUGCCUUUGGUAUGUUUAACUGCUAGCCAUACCAGCGUCUGCAGGAGCAUAGGGUCCAGGCUGUCAAACAUGGAAAACAAAUCUGAAGAAAAUGAGAUGAUAAACCUAACCAUUCAUCCAUCUAAGAGCACUGGCACUCAGGUGCAGCCCUCCAGCCAUUCCAGAUGGAGUUAUGCAUUUACCAGAAAGCACCACAGAAGAUACAGCAAAAAGACUUCGAGUGUGAUGCCAGCUACCUUAAGGCAUCAUCAGGAUACCAAUUUCAGAGAACUCCCAGAAAGCUCUUGCACAGAAAAAAGCCAGCUGUCUUCGUCCAGUAAGUUCAUCCCAGGGGUACCUAUCUGUUUUGAGAUGAAACCAAAAGAAAAUGCGGAGAUCCAGGACGUGAUUACAAUAUCCCGAUCCAUCAUCAGAAUUAAGACAAGAUCUAGGAGAGUUUUCUGCAGACUGACAGUGUUGAUCUUAGCUUUUGCUUUCAGUUGGAUGCCUCUUCACCUUUUUCACAUUGUAACUGAUUUUAAUGCCAAUCUCAUUUCUAAUAGACAUUUUAAAUUAGUAUAUUGUAUAUGUCAUUUACUGGGUAUGAUGUCCUGCUGCUUGAAUCCCAUCCUAUAUGGGUUUCUAAACAACAGCAUAAAAGCUGAUUUAUUGUCCCUUAUUCCAUGCAGCCAAAUAUCAUGAUUUCAUGAGCCUCAGUGUAAAAUAAAAUGAACAAAAAAUACUUAGGCUUUCAAGUACACAAAUGUGUAUAACUUUACAAACUAAAUUAGUAUAGUUUAGUUAGUCUGACUUGAUUGUAAUUAGUAGCAUCUCAAGUGAAUGGUUAGUUCUAAGGUUGCAUGUAUGUCUUGCACUGAGCAGAAAUAUGUAUCUAUAUUGUAAUAUUCUUCUAUCUGUCCUCCAUAGGAAAUCAUGCCCACAGUACAAAGCUGGAAUAUCAUUUUCAUUGCCUCAAGUAUUGUUAAACUGUACUUUAGAAAUGCACAGACUGUAUAAUGAGUAGAAAAUGUAAGACUAACUCAGACAUAUCAGUAUUAACUAUUGUAAGAAUAUAAUAAAAUAUGUAUCUUUCAUUAAAAA